AUGUCAGCUGUCUCUGAACUCUCUAAUCCUCAUGAUGUUAAAUCUCUCGGCGCCAUUAUUGAAAAACAUCAACCAGAUUUGCUGAGCAUGGAAAAGGUUCUCGAAAUUAAUAUGUCUAUGCUAAAUGCUGACACAUUGAAUGAAUUAAUAGAUUUUGUGAAAGAUCGAUACCAGAAAAUGAAAAAGGAAUACCCUGACGGAUAG
This is a messenger RNA of Trichomonas vaginalis G3, 204 nucleotides long. RefSeq lists its product as uncharacterized. Bases 1 to 204 code for a protein of 67 amino acids. NCBI's taxonomy places the organism in Eukaryota, Parabasalia, Trichomonadida, Trichomonadidae. The record is from RefSeq and is a predicted model, not a curated record. The transcript has a single exon.